AUGACUAGCAAUGCGUCCUUACCAUACAAAGCAGAACUGCACAUUCCUUUCCCAACAUCACGACAAGCACACAUUGCUCGGACUGUCUUGCAAGUCGACAAGGAUCCACGGCCAUCUGAAUCCAACAAGGAACUCGCUGUGCUAGACGGGAAUGUAUUGCAUGUAAUAUACAGAGCAAACUCUCUGAAAUUAGCUAGAGCUGCUGUCAAUGGAUUUAUGGACCAUGUCAUACUUGUGAUUCAGACGUUGGAGAGCUUUGAUGAUGAGGCUGCCAUAUGA
Molecule: messenger RNA, 279 nt
Organism: Synchytrium microbalum
Lineage: Eukaryota; Fungi; Chytridiomycota; Chytridiomycetes; Synchytriales; Synchytriaceae
Exons: 3
Coding region: 1-279 (92 amino acids)
Cellular component (GO): EKC/KEOPS complex
Source: RefSeq, a predicted model, not a curated record